AUGGCCCAUUGUCUCCACCAGCAGCUGGAGGUGAUCCCGGGCUACGAGGAGCUGCUGGCCGACAUCGUGAACAUCUGCGUGGAUUACUACGAGAACAAGAUGUACCUGACGCCCAGCGAGAAGCACAUGCUGCUCAAGGUGAUGGGCUUCGGCCUCUAUCUGAUGGAUGGGAACGUCAGCAACAUUUACAAGCUGGAUGCCAAGAAGAGAAUCAACCUUAGCAAAAUCGACAAGUUCUUCAAGCAGCUGCAGGUGGUGCCUCUGUUCGGGGACAUGCAGAUCGAGCUGGCCAGAUACAUUAAGACCAGUGCUCACUACGAGGAGAACAAAUCCAAGUGGACCUGCACCCAAAGCAGCAUCAGCCCCCAGUACAACAUCUGCGAGCAGAUGGUGCAGAUCCGGGACGACCACAUCCGCUUCAUCUCCGAGCUGGCCCGCUACAGCAACAGCGAGGUGGUGACCGGCUCGGGGCUGGACAGCCAGAAGUCGGACGAGGAGUACCGGGAGCUCUUCGACCUGGCGCUGCGGGGCCUGCAGCUCCUAUCCAAGUGGAGUGCCCACGUCAUGGAGGUGUACUCUUGGAAGCUGGUUCACCCCACAGACAAGUUCUGCAACAAGGACUGCCCGGGCACGGCGGAGGAAUACGAGAGAGCCACGUGCUACAACUACACCAGUGAGGAGAAGUUCGCCUUCGUGGAGGUGAUCGCCAUGAUCAAAGGCCUGCAGGUGCUCAUGGGCCGCAUGGAGAGCGUGUUCAACCAGGCGAUCCGGAACACCAUCUACGCCGCCCUGCAGGACUUCGCGCAGGUGACCCUGCGGGAGCCGCUCAGGCAAGCCGUGCGCAAGAAGAACGUCCUCAUCAGCGUCCUGCAGGCCAUCCGCAAGACCAUCUGCGAUUGGGAGGGCGGGCGUGAACCCCCCAACGACCCCUGCCUGCGAGGAGAGAAGGACCCCAAAGGGGGCUUCGACAUCAAGGUGCCCCGCCGAGCCGUCGGGCCCUCCAGCACCCAGGCCUGCCAGUGGUCCCCGAGGGCUUUGUUUCACCCCACUGGUGGCACACAGGGCCGAAGAGGCUGCCGAUCCCUGCUGUACAUGGUGCGCACCAUGCUCGAGUCGCUCAUCGCGGACAAGAGCGGCUCCAAGAAGACCCUGCGGAGCAGCCUGGACGGCCCCAUUGUGCUGGCCAUCGAGGAUUUCCACAAGCAGUCCUUCUUCUUCACCCAUCUGCUCAACAUCAGCGAAGCGCUGCAGCAGUGCUGUGACCUCUCCCAGCUCUGGUUCCGAGAGUUCUUCCUGGAGCUCACGAUGGGCCGGCGCAUCCAGUUCCCCAUCGAGAUGUCCAUGCCUUGGAUUCUGAGAGACCACAUCCUGGAGACCAAGGAGCCUUCCAUGAUGGAGUACGUCCUCUACCCGCUGGACCUGUACAACGACAGCGCCUACUACGCGCUGACCAAGUUCAAGAAGCAGUUCCUGUACGACGAGAUCGAGGCCGAGGUGAACCUGUGUUUUGAUCAGUUUGUCUACAAGCUGGCGGACCAGAUCUUUGCCUACUACAAGGCCAUGGCGGGCAGCGUCCUCUUGGACAAACGCUUCCGGGCCGAGUGUAAGAAUUACGGCGUCAUCAUCCCGUACCCGCCCUCCAACCGCUACGAGACGCUGCUGAAGCAGAGACACGUGCAGGUAUUGGGGGGGGGGGCUCUAGAGAAGAUGGUGCAGAGCUGCAACGUCGGGGGAUUACACAUUCGGAUGCAGAACAACGUGUGCAUUCUGUAUGAUUUGAUUGAAGUAAAAGGGGAUUUUUAG
Molecule: messenger RNA, 1803 nt
Organism: Perognathus longimembris pacificus (Pacific pocket mouse)
Lineage: Eukaryota; Metazoa; Chordata; Mammalia; Rodentia; Heteromyidae
Product: cytoplasmic FMR1-interacting protein 2-like
Exons: 16
Coding region: 1-1803 (600 amino acids)
Biological process (GO): apoptotic process; cell morphogenesis; cell projection assembly
Cellular component (GO): neuron projection; synapse
Molecular function (GO): small GTPase binding
Source: RefSeq, a predicted model, not a curated record